AUGGAGGAGAUUAAUGCGUUUGUGCGGGCGGCCGCUUUGAACACAAGGCAAGGCCUUCGGGGGGCAAGCAACGUUUGCCACUUCUGGGAGGAGGAUCACUUUGACUGCUGCAACGAGCCAUUUCCCUGGAACAAGGAGACCUCAACCGACACAAUCAGGCAUCAACACACCGUCAUCACGGCUGACAACCUUGACGACGAGCGUCCCACGGGCCGUUCCUACCGCACCACUCAUACCACUUGCCCCCGUGCUGCCCACAACAGAGGUUGGCCUGGGGUCUUCGCCGUUGCCAACGAUAGUACCAACACUCAGUCCAAUUUCGAAUCAACCAAGCCCAGUCCAACCAAGCCCGGUACCAAGUCGAUGGGUAUCGCUAUACUAGCGGCCGCGUUCUUCUUCAUCAAGAAGAAAGUCAACGGCGGAGACAAGCCGAAGGCCAGAGCCGAGUCAUUCGACUUUGGACCUCCAUCAAGGACCAACCCAAACCUCUCAAGGGCGGAGACGGCCGCCAUGGCAGAACUGAUGCGAAUCGCCUACCGGGUGGAGAAUGAAGGUGACGUGGAGCGAGGCGGAAUGGGCGGUGAUGGUGGUGGCGGCGCCGGCGUGUCCUAUUACCCAGGUGUGCCUCCCAAGAUGGCGCCCAACGGAGCGGGCGUGGUGGGUGUCGCCACAACACCGUACGAGGAGAGCCGACGGGCUGAUAAUGUGACCCGAAUGCAGUCACUCGGCAGUGAAUCCGUCGCCCAGCUCGGAUUGAAGCACCCCGUGGGACGCUGGGUGCAUGUUCAGAGACCUGGUGCUGUGGCAACGAGGACAAGUGCCUAUGAUGUUCCAGACAUGCCUGUACCGAAUACUUAUCACCCUGACCGUUACUCGUCGUCGAAUCCAUACUCUGGGGUGGCUCGCUAG
Molecule: messenger RNA, 909 nt
Organism: Diaporthe batatas
Lineage: Eukaryota; Fungi; Ascomycota; Sordariomycetes; Diaporthales; Diaporthaceae
Exons: 3
Coding region: 1-909 (302 amino acids)
Source: RefSeq, a predicted model, not a curated record